This is a messenger RNA of Histoplasma mississippiense, 999 nucleotides long. RefSeq lists its product with no specific name. The record is from RefSeq and is a predicted model, not a curated record. Lineage: Eukaryota; Fungi; Ascomycota; Eurotiomycetes; Onygenales; Ajellomycetaceae. The transcript has a single exon. Bases 1 to 999 code for a protein of 332 amino acids.
AUGAAGAAGAACGACGACGAUGGGAAGUAUGUCCUUCAGAAUAAUUUGCGCACUUGGUCUGAGUUAAGGAGGGAGAGGGAGAGGGAGCGAGAGAGGGAGCGAGAGAGGGAGCGAGAGAGGGAGCGAGAACAGCUGUCAAAGGGCGAUUCAGGUGCUGUAAUCGGCUCUAGCCUGGAGAUAGAGUCGCCUAUUCCGAUCAGAAGGAAAUGGGGCGGCUGUCCUAACGGGUGCAAUCAUUCGUCAAUGAAGUUUUGGAGAAGACGACCUCAGCGGCAACAAACAAAAGAUAUAUUAGAGGGCAAUGUAUCAACCUAUGGAGGCAGCAAUGAUAUUCAAUCUAUUGCGGUACAGGAUAAACCUGGAUCUUACCUAGAAGUACCCGUCGAUAAAGCCUCUACUACCUAUCCUUACCCCGUCUCUCCUACUUCACAUUCUUCAUCACCAAAUUCGACGCCAUCACACAUCUCUUUGAAUUUACACCUGGACUCCAAUUCCCAACUUGAGUCGUUAUCAGGAGAAUUGAAUAGGGACCAAAUACAAUCUUCCACAUUCACCCAGGACAGAAGGCACUCCAAUAUCUGUCCCUCACACCACCUGGGCGGACGCGACGGCGGCGGCUCCGAAAGUGGCGUAACAAGCCGUGCAACAUCAGAAAAUGAGAACGAUAACGUUGGAAAUGACAAUGAAGCUUAUAUGCGUAUUGCUGCUAGCUUGAAAGGUAGUAGGCAAGGCCAUGUGCAGCACCAAUUGCACAACAAUGACCAGAGGCAAGGAUGUGGAAUCGCGAACUCAUUAGGCGAUCGAGACGACGACGACGACAGCGCAGACCAUUCUGUGGGCAAACAUGGCGUUUUAAUUGAUGACGAUAAUGACGGGAACGACAAUGACAACAACCACAAAAAAUGCCUAUGUGCUGGCGAUGAUCUGGGAGAGGAAGGAGAUGCCUUCUUUGAGAAGGCAAUACAGCAUGAUCGCAGUAUCCAGGGGGCUGUUUAUUAG